AUGGCGACAAACCCGAACCUAAUGCGGGCGAGCAGUCAAGGUUCGACUGGGUCAGCAAUCCCUCAGAGCUUAGGUGGUGGAAUGCAACAAAGACGGUACUCGCGAUAUUCUAAAAAGCAGGAGCGACCGUAUCCCAAAGGCGACAUCACCGUCGAUAUACAACGAAGGGCACAGGAAUUACUGCGAGAAGCGGCGCAGAGAUAUGAAGGCUUCAAUGCGGGAAAUCUCGAGAUAAUAGCCGUUUCCUUCGAACACAAGACAUUCCAGGAAUCCGCAAACAGCACUGACUACAUCAAAAAAAUAAAGCACAAGCUCACGGAAUGGCACUACCAAGAUACUGCAAACCCACCCCCUGCUCCCCUCAAAGAUGCAAAGUCCUCUCCCGGUGCUCCAAAGAAAGGAUCGGAUUCAUCGAGCGGUCCCGUGAAGAUUACGAAUCAGAGACCACCUUCACGGGAGAAGUCGAAACAACAGCAAGGCCAGCAGCAGCCGCAAUCGGUUCUCAACUCGGCUUUCAAAUCUGGUGGCUCGCCGAGUAUGGCAAAUGCGACACAGCCAGCCGCCGGCUCUCCAAAUUUCAACUUCGCACCGGCUAGCCCUGGUGGCGGUGCCAAUAAUCAACCUACUACUCCCCCUUUCGCACCGUUUUCUCCAACUAUCAGUCCGUCCGGGGAGUUCGUCGGUCUUACCCAUGCUUCUCUUCUGGACUCGUUGGAUCUAAAUGAUCCCAAUAUUCGGCAACAAUGGAUCAAUGCCCUUCGGGACAGCAUAUUCGCCGACAUCAGAGAGAGUAUUUACGCCGAAGUUUACACAACGCUCGGGCCAAACUCUGGUUCCGGAAUGCCACCUCUAUUGAACAGCCCAACCCGGAACGGCGGUAUGGAUUUCUCCAUGAUGGAGGUCGACCAUAACCAGCACAAUCAUGCCAGUAACGGCUCCGGACAGGCUAAUGGUAACGCGAAUGGCGGAUACGGAAUGGAUGGACAUACGAGCUGGUAUACAAGUUUUACUCCGCACCCCGCCGCAGUGGGGAAUCCCUCGGCUGGCGGUGGAUUAUAUCAACCAAUUGGGACAGAUGCGCAGUCAUUUAAUCAACAUAUGGUUGGGAAUUGGUACAAUCACCAAUAA
Molecule: messenger RNA, 1128 nt
Organism: Orbilia oligospora ATCC 24927
Lineage: Eukaryota; Fungi; Ascomycota; Orbiliomycetes; Orbiliales; Orbiliaceae
Exons: 2
Coding region: 1-1128 (375 amino acids)
Source: RefSeq, a predicted model, not a curated record